Penicillium paradoxum is the source of this 2217-nucleotide messenger RNA. Its product is annotated as transcription factor domain-containing protein. Gene Ontology annotation, biological process: DNA-templated transcription; regulation of DNA-templated transcription. The coding region runs from base 1 to 2217 and encodes 738 amino acids. The transcript is spliced from 3 exons. Lineage: Eukaryota; Fungi; Ascomycota; Eurotiomycetes; Eurotiales; Aspergillaceae. The record is from RefSeq and is a predicted model, not a curated record. Gene Ontology annotation, molecular function: DNA binding; zinc ion binding; DNA-binding transcription factor activity, RNA polymerase II-specific.
AUGAAUUCCUGGUUAGAUUCAGACGAGCCGGCGCGGAAGAGGAUGAGGAAAGGGACCAGGAGUUGCGCAGAGUGUCGGCGACGCAAGAUAAGAUGCACAUUUCAUCCAGAUCGCCCCGGAGCAUGCACUGAGUGUCGGUCAAGAGGCAUGAAAUGUGUUGAUCAAGAACAUACACUUACUCCCCCUCCGUUAUCUAGCAAUCGACGGGGCAACCAGCGGAGCAUUCAACUCGGGGAGCAGCCAUACAGUCUCCGCGAACGGGUCGCUCACCUGGAGAAUAUUGUUGAGGGACUUGUCAAACGACUAGAUCAAAGAGACAACACUACACCACCGUAUGAGCGACAUGAGAUCAAUCAAUUCGGCGCAAGCCCACUCAUCAAUGAACCAGACGAAUUAGGUCCAUCCAGUGACCAGAUUCGGAAUGCCCCAGUCUUACAGUUGUUUGACAAUUAUCUUGUCAGUCGCCAAGAGGACUCGUCAAACAAUGAUAGAUUCGCUGGUGUCAAGGACAUGUCGCCCAAGGCAGAAGCGGUGCGCACAGAACUUAUGGCUCUCAUGCCUCCCAUAGAUGAUAUGAACAAGAUCAUCAAUGCAUCCAAUCAUUGCUUCGUGUGGCAAGAUCAUUUCCCGGAUCUGUUCGAUCGACAUGACAGCAAAAUCAUCAUUGGUGAACGUUGCAGCGACGCUUUGGUGGCUCCCGCCGAAAUUGCUAAGGCACUCUUGUGUCUGUGUAUUAGUGCGAUUCAUGCUACAUCUGAUUUUGACUUUGAUGCUUUGAUUAAACCGCUGGAGCCUCGAAAGUUCCAUGAUCAAUGUAUUGAUACCGUGGACCGUUUGAUUGUCCGUGACGACGACUUCGCGGCUACCUUGCCCGGUAUAGAAUGCCAGAUGUUAUUACAGAAGAUUCAUUUGGCUGAGGGCCGACUCCGUAAAGGUUGGCUGGUGACCCGUCGGGCAAUUGAGUUCGCCCAUUUGGCUGGUAUGCACCUGUCCACCAAGGUUCCCAGGCCAAAUGACUCGCUCUAUGAGCGGCGUCUGAAGAUUUGGUGUUCUCUGGCAACCUCGGAUCGUUUACUGAGCUUGAUCCUUGGUCUGCCUUAUGGUAUCGCCGAUGCAUUCUUUUCGCCACAGAUGGAGCAGCGCCUCAAUUCGGAUCUGUCAGCCCCCGAGGAAUACUUACUGCGCAUUGGCAUCAUUUCAGGACACAUGGUGGACCGAAACCACGACCCAUCCAAGAUGACACUCGCAGCAACUUUACAACUAGACCAAGAGCUGCAGGAUGCCUGGAAACAUAUGCCAAAUCACUUCCAAGCCGCAGAACCGUGUCAAGAUGAAAAAUGGGAGCACUACAUAGAGAGGGUCCCGCUGCAGUUCAUGCUUAAGCUACUUCGUGCUUUCCUUCAUCUCCCCUCGAUGCUACAGUCCCUCCACGAUCCUCAAUUUCGUCCCUGUCAUAGGAUUGCGCUCGAGUCUGCAAGAGAAGGCCUUGUGCUAUACAGGGUUCUCCGGUCCACUACUAAACCCUAUUUGUGUAAAAUGAUCGACUUUAUGGCAUUUACGCUAUGUCUUCUCUUAAUAACCCAUUUGCAAGGCUUUUCCGAUGAGACACCAGAUUACAGCAAAGAGCAAGAUGAGCAAGACUGGGGUUUGGUAAAGAAGGUCGUUGAGACACUCCGUCAGUCGGCAACAGAGCUUGGAGGCUCGGUUGCUGCAGAGUCCGCAAACAUUCUCGGUGCAAUCUCCGACUCCAAAGACUCCAAAGAGGAAUGGAACUGUGCCACAAGUUGCAAAAUUACAGUGCCAUACUUCGGGACAAUUACAGUCGGUGCCGGCACCAAGUUCUCCAAGGGUUCUUCCAAAAACAAAGAGCAAACUUCCACAGUAUUGGAAACGCCGGAGACAGAAGCCUCUUGCUCGGCUCAAUAUCCUGGUCAACUCUAUACGCCGCCCAUGUCUGACCCCGAAAGUGCAUCAACUACGAACUCUAAUGCUUUGAAUGGUAGCCACACAACAUCCACCAUGGGGCCCGGUUAUCCAGAUGAAUCGUGGCUUCCGAGGAACGAGACAGCGCCUAGCUCACUGGUUGGGUUAGAGGUAAAUGCGUUCAGUGGAUUGUUUGAUGACUUCGGCCAGUAUAUGUGGCCGACCCCCGUUGUGGACCUUGGACUGGAUCAGGGCUGGAAUCUGAACUGGUUCGAUGGUGUUCCACCAUCAUGA